Molecule: messenger RNA, 1092 nt
Organism: Selaginella moellendorffii
Lineage: Eukaryota; Viridiplantae; Streptophyta; Lycopodiopsida; Selaginellales; Selaginellaceae
Exons: 6
Coding region: 201-587 (128 amino acids)
Source: RefSeq, a predicted model, not a curated record
GAGUUUCUAAGCUAGAGAAUCUCGCGACGCAAGCAUCUGACGAGCGAGUAUGGAAAGAUCGAAGACUAUUUCUACGCGGAUUUCCGGCUGACACGAUUCGAACUCUCCCGUGAGUCAAGCACGUCCAUCUCAGAGGAGCGCGCGAGGAAAGGGGCCGUGUACACAGUGCAGUAGGAGAGCAGCGUGCGAAAGCCAUCUCGAUGAUUUCAUCAGAGCCACACAAGAGAAGCGAGAGGAGGAAGGGUAGGUUGAUCACAGGACUGGCCUGGGACUCUGGAAGAUCUGGAACAAAAGGAUUGUUGAACCCGGCCAGGUCAAUUAUCUCCACGAGUUUGGAGUUUGGCCGGACUUGGAAAAGCUUGGAUCCAUCCGAACGCUCUCACGCAUUUCGUAAACUCCAGGCAGGGAGUUUGUCCGCUUCGCUUCGCGAUGUGUACUCCAUCACUCGCUGGGUUCGUUUGGAUGGUUUCUCGGAUCAAACAGCUCUUGUUGGAUGCAUCAGGCAUUUUCUCGGACAAUCCCAAUCUUUUGUCCGCAGAUCUCUCUCGUGUCAGCUCGACAAUGAAUCGCGCCUCGCGACGACGUAAUCAAGGAAUUGAAGGGGACGGCCGCUGUUUGCGAUGGCACGCAUCAAAUCGCGCGCGCAGCAAGCACCAUUUUUUAACUCCCCGUGAAAACAACGGGGAGCGAAUAUUCCUCCACGCUGGAAAAAACAAACAAAGGGAUGAGAUACGAGCUACGUACGCAUGUACGCAAACAGGGCACAUGUAGAUACGGGACAUAUCUCGCCGGGCCAAUGGGAGAGCGCCAUUUGAUUCGGGGCCAAUCACACUGUCGGCCUCAAGAUCCGCUUUACAUUCUCCACCGGCGGCGGCGCCACGCGCGGCAUAUUCCGGCCGGCAAGCGGCAUAUUCACCCACCGCGAAUGGACAGGUUGGAUUACCCUUAGAUUAAGCGCGAAUCUCCCACAUGGUUUGGAGGGGGGAAAUGUUUGUUUGGCAUUAAUGCGGGCAAGGAUACAAAGAUUAGGUCGUGAGCGUUUGAUGUUCCACAUGGAAGGAUGAACUGGCUAUUCUCGUUGCGUUAUUUUUA